AAAAUCAAAUGAAUAAUUUCAGUUUUACUGUGACAUAAAACAUAAUUUAACAUUAUGUUGCUUUUCAGUGUGGACGAAAUUGAUAGUAAAAUGCUACUGUCUCUGCAAGCAUGAAUGUUAAGCCUGAUCUGAGUCUGAAUGAAUGAGGGCAUUUGAAUUUAAAACCCAAACAAAUCCGAUAUUGCCUCACCUUUCCAGUAAAUUCUUUAAAACUCAUGGAGUUUUUACCCCUUGUUCCCCUCAAUUUACAUUUUAUACUAAAUACAUGGAAUUGUUUUAAUAUGGAGAUACCAUUGACCCUUUUGCAAUGUGAUAUGCCAUUUUAGGUGGUGUGUUGAAUUAUCUGAAAUUAUAAUAAAUGGUUUUAUAUUUGACCUUCACUGAUUUAGUUUGAAGAACAAUUUCACUUUGCUAAAUAGCUACUCAAAAAAAUACUUUGGAUGUUUUUUUUCCCAUGUUAUAUCAAGAAGUAAUAAGAAAUAUAUUAUUUUAGUAUUUUGGGGGUGAGGUACUAAUAGCCUUCUAUAUAAAUAUUUAAUUGGGUUUUAAAGCAACGGUACACAGCUUACCAUUACUUCCUUAGAAAAGCUAAUGGCAUCGUAGUGAAAAACAAAAAAUAUCCAACUUAUUUCUGCUAAUGUACAUCAAUAGUGUAUUAAUGAAUUAGUAGCUCUGAGCCAAUCCAUAAACCCACCUAUAUUAUGGGUUGGCUGUGUUCUCCUUUCCUGUGUGUGGCCCUUUUUCCCCUUUUCCCCCUGUUGUCUUUGUCUGUGUUGUGUUUGUCUGCACCUGAGGCUGCGAGAGGCGUGACCAGGGAGGAACUAGGUCAAGGGGCGUGGCCAUUCACUCCUGCACAGUCUCCACACAGCUGCAGCUCAUUCCAUUCAUCACCUCUGCAGUAUAUCUACCCAGGCUGUUCACCUCUUCGGUGUCAGAUUGUUAGUCUACACUUAUGAUCCCGCUCAAACUGCUGCUGCCUGCUACUUACCUGAGUUACCUGCUUCACUGCCUCCCGCCGAGACCUGUUCAGCCAUCCUCUGCCGCUUUCUGCGGAGCUGCCGACUUCAACCCUGCACCGCUCACUCACAUUCCCCCUGUAUUCCCGUCGCACUUAGUUAAGAUGGUUGGAGAAUGGUCACAGAUAAUGCCUGCCACAAAGGAGGUCCAGAUAAUGACUGGCCAGGUGAAAAAGGAAGUAGAGGAGAAAAUGAAUAAGAAAUAUAAGAUAUUUACAGCAAAGAGUUAUCAGCAACAGGAAGGGAAGGAAUUCUGCAUUAAGGUUGAAACGGGUGAAAAUUGUCCGGGUUCUCUCUAUCUGUAUGUGUCUCGAGAUCUUUCUGCCAAACUGAAGCUAACGGAUGCAGUCUGGAUAGAACUCUCUGAGCUCUGUGAUGCAUCAACAUUGCCAUUCCCCCUGGACCAGCUACAAUACCUGGGAUUGAAGACACCUGGGAAGAAAUGUGACAUUUUCAGAGGAAUAAAUUAUAAGACUCUCUUAACUCGGAUGUUGGGAUACACAAACUACUUCAUCAAGGUUCAGGUUGGCGAAGGCGAGGAAGACUAUCACAUCCUGCGUGUGGGUUGUGCAGUUACCCAAGUAAGAAGGCCAACUCUGACCAACCUGCUUGAGAACAAAACCCUCAUUGAUGACAUUGAAUACUUUGAAUGAUCCCUGACCUCUAACCUCAUCAAGUGCUUCUGAUGACCCUUGACCCAACUGAGGACAAACUUGAAUUUAUAUUAACCUGCUCAGUUCAAGACAAGAUCUGAUUGUACUUCAUGGUUAAUAAAAACAUGACAUUAUAAAAA
Messenger RNA from Esox lucius (northern pike), 1809 nucleotides. RefSeq lists its product as uncharacterized. The record is from RefSeq and is a predicted model, not a curated record. The coding region runs from base 953 to 1669 and encodes 238 amino acids. NCBI's taxonomy places the organism in Eukaryota, Metazoa, Chordata, Actinopteri, Esociformes, Esocidae. Gene Ontology annotation, cellular component: cytosol. Gene Ontology annotation, molecular function: cysteine-type endopeptidase inhibitor activity. The transcript has 6 exons.